Cuscuta campestris is the source of this 797-nucleotide messenger RNA. The record is from the annotation of a GenBank genome assembly. NCBI's taxonomy places the organism in Eukaryota, Viridiplantae, Streptophyta, Magnoliopsida, Solanales, Convolvulaceae.
UUUAAGUGUGUUGUUCAGGGCAUUGAGUCAUUCAUCCUCAACAUUUGUUAUUGCAAUUGACUAGAGGAUGGGAAACCAGCAGGAAAUUUCUAGUGAGGAAGGUAGACACAUCCUUGAAGCAAUUGCGGCAACUGGAAAGUUUUGGCACGACUGGGAUAAGCUGAAGAGUAUUCUAUCCUUCCAAUUGAAGCAGGUUCUGACAGACUAUCCAGAGGCAAACUUGACUAAUGAAUUGCAAAUUUCUUCAUUAGGAGAGCCCUUAGCAGAGUUGGUGAAAAGGUUGGAUGAUGAUCUUAAUAGCUUUAUCGUUGGUCCUCCAUUUACUUUACAGCGACUGUGUGAGAUUUUGUUGGAUGCACGAAACAUUUACCCGAAGCUCUCAAAGCUUGUCUUGGCGUUAGAAAAGAACUUAUUGGUUUCAUCUACAUUGACCAUCUCUGCCGAUCCACCAGCACCCGCGCUCAAACCAGCUGACACAGAUCCAGAAUCUCCCCCCGGGUCCCACCACCAUCCAUCGGAAUCAAUUGUACCCAAUGGGAUUGAAACAAGAGCCGACGAUCCAGACGAAAUAAUGGGCGAGGCCGAGGCAGCUGAAGUUGUGGAUGGCAUGACCGUUGACAUGGAAACCUCAGAAGACAUCAGCACGGCCCCAUCUGAAACAAAUUCUGCCGAACCAAACGUGUGAUUCAUAAAUUUGAUGAGGUGGUUGGUAUUGUCAUGUAGUACUGUGUUCAUUUUUCUCACAACUGUACUCCUCCUGGGAUUUCAAGUGCAUGCAACAAAUUCAUGUGUCAACU